Molecule: messenger RNA, 1683 nt
Organism: Fomitopsis serialis
Lineage: Eukaryota; Fungi; Basidiomycota; Agaricomycetes; Polyporales; Fomitopsidaceae
Exons: 11
Coding region: 375-1331 (318 amino acids)
Source: RefSeq, a predicted model, not a curated record
CAGGUGUCUGGCUGCGUUAUCAUUCUGCUCGCGGUUUUGUGAACUAUCACGGUCUCAAGCAUCGCUUCUAUGAGACAGAUAGUGUCCCGUAUAACUACCGAAGUAGGCGGCAACGCGGCCCGUGGACGGUACGCAAAGUCGGUUGACGCAUCCGUUGUUUGCUAGCUGUCUCCGAUCACUACUGCAGCUUCAGAUAUUAAUCCCAAAGUGGCACGCAAUCUUCGCUACUCACUCGUUUUCGAGGCAAGAUGCUGAUCCGUUAUGAAGCAAACUCUGUCAACCAUCGUCGCGAGCUGCCUGAAGACCCAUGCCAGACAGUAUAUAGGUCCGCUGCAGUGGAUCUGACGUGUCCUCGAUAAGCAUCCCAGUGCACGAUGUCGGGCCUCCCAUCCACAGAUACUAUAGCUGCUAUGAGCUCCGAAGUCGAGCUCUAUUGGUGCCAACGAGGAGCUCCGGUCAAUAAAGCAGUGUUCUUCCUUCUGCGGAUGUCUAUCCUUGGAACCGUACUUGCGAACAUCCUGACGUCUAGUUGUGAAGCUGCGUACACAUCUAACACGGCAUUCUGGUUCAUUGGAACUCUUGUCAUCACGGCCGUCACUGCUAUACGUGUAUACGUAAUAAAUGAAGGCAAAUGGACUUGGACCGCUGUCACUUUGAUUCUAAACUCAUUCAACAUUGGCUGGAAUGGUUACACUACCUAUGCAACUUCGUACCAGCUCGUCAUGUCUGGAGACUCGUGGGCUUGUGAAAUAUCAGAGGCCAUGCCCGCGGAACUAAACACAAUCCACGGGCUCACUCGUCUUCAUGUCUCAUGGCCUCGUUUUCAAGGGUCAUUGCUUUCGCUGAUAUGUGGCAUGUUGGCCGACAUGGUCCUUAUCAUCGUGACGUGGGUAUGCACAUUCCACCAUGUCAGAGCCCAACGGAGAACGCGACUAUGGUCGCGUUCCAUUGCCUGGCUUCUAUUCAGAGAUGGUCGGUACUAUUUGCCGCUACUCAUAGGGAUAGCGAUGUUUUCUCUAAAUCUCGUCGUUUGUGUGAUUGGCGCAUGGUCCAACAAUCUCACCUGGAUUAGUAACUUCAUCCUGCCCCUCCAACUGGUCCUGAUGACUCGGCUUUUGAUCAACUUGCGGGAGGCGUCCCGGUCUGGGGGCAACCUCAUUAUAGGACCCCAAAGCACGCCUGCUGAGAGCUGGGAUCGGUCUGAUCCCGCCAUCGAAUAUUCGGCUCUUAGGUUCCGUGACGGCCGCUCUCUCAGAGAUGAUGAAGAAACGCGUGACAAUCAAAUGGAGACCGGAGGCUCAGGCAACGACACCGAUGAUGACACCCCCUAGAUGGUUGCCAGCUACAGCAUAGCUGUCGCGACCUAAGGAGCGGAAGUGGUCUUUGUGCUAUGUAUGGAGCGAAGAAGAACACACUCGCCUUCGUCGUAUUCUCUUGUGAUCGUAAUAUACAUUGCGAAGAUGCUGUGUAUAACUUAGCGUGUAGAAGAACAAGAACGAAAGCGACGUGGAGGGUAUAAUGAUACACAGCAGCACGGACGGUCCAGGUUCGGGGCGUGCGAUGGGUGACUAGCGGGAUACAAACAUAGAGAAGAGCGAACGCGCGAUCGGAAUAGAACCGGCGAAAAGCACGAGCAAGUCCAGCGCUCGUGGUGAGAUGCAACGAUGACGGUCGACGCCGCCG